UAGCGAAGCAAUAAAUUUUCUGAAAAAAUUUUGAGCUUGCAAUGAAUCGAUUCAACUUAACCAGUUCAUUAUUUCUUCUUUCCGUUCUUUUAGUCGGCGAUGUAGAAUCUAUCUCCAACAGCCACGGUGAUGCAAGUUCCGAUGAUGCUGUCUCUAAUUUCCGGCCAAGCCUCGCCAUUGUCAUCGGCAUUCUCUGUGCCACGUUCGCUUUAACUCUCUCCCUAGUUGCCUGUACAAAAUUCUGCCACCGUGGAACCACCGUCGACAGCGGUGAUAACCUCCCUACAACUCUCCGUCGAACAAAAUCUGGGUUCUCCGGGAUCGACAAGAAAAUCAUAGAAUCACUCCCUUUCUUCAAAUUCUCAUCGAUCAAAGGAUCGAAACAAGGACUCGAAUGUUCGGUUUGCCUCUCGAAAUUCGAAGAUACCGAGGUUUUAAGAUUGUUGCCGCAAUGCAAACACGCAUUUCACGUCGAAUGUAUCGACGAAUGGCUUGAAAAACACUCGAGCUGCCCGCUUUGUCGCCGGAAAAUCAACGCCGACGAGCCUACAAUCUUAACGUACUCCAACAGCUUCCGGUUCUUAAGAAACGGCUCGAACUCAAACAUGGAGCUCAAAGAAGACGGUAGGUCAUCAAGAUUUGAAACCAGAACAGCGGACAUGGCCACCGACAACGGCGAUGAUCGGAGGGUGUUUCAUAAACUCAACGUGGUUUUCAAGAACCGGUGGAGCAAUUUAAGUUCUUCAGACAUUGUUUUGUUGAACUCCGAAAUGAUUAACGAUAUGUCGAACGACAUGAUCGAAAACGAGAAAAAAAUGAAGAUUAUUGAGGAUGUAAAGAUCAAAAUCAGUUCGAUCAAUGAAACCAAUACAGUUUCAGGUCCUGUUGUUGCUUCGACAUCAUCAUCAAGGAUUGUUAAUGAAGGUGAAAGAAGAUCAAUGUCGGACAUUACUGUUUUAUCGAGGUCUCGAGAUGUGAUUACGAGGAACAGAACAUGUGAGCCGCCGCCACCGUCGCGGUCUUCGUCGUUAUCGGAGAAUUAUACGAACGAGGAAACAAUAAGGCGACAAUGGUGGUCGAUUGCUAGAAGAACAAUUCAAUGGUUUUCUAACAGAGAAUUAAGGCCUCAAAAAUCUCGAAUUCAGCCAAUUUAA
Molecule: messenger RNA, 1154 nt
Organism: Gossypium raimondii (Peruvian cotton)
Lineage: Eukaryota; Viridiplantae; Streptophyta; Magnoliopsida; Malvales; Malvaceae
Product: E3 ubiquitin-protein ligase ATL42
Exons: 1
Coding region: 42-1154 (370 amino acids)
Source: RefSeq, a predicted model, not a curated record